AUGGAGACAGUGCUUGAGCAUACAUUUGUUCCUUUCAAGACUUGGAAAGACAUCUCAGAAAACCAAGACUUGUCCCCUAUCGCUGGCAGCUUCAUCGAGUUUGAGAAGGACUCCAAAUUGGUACUCGGUGUCGUGGUUUCCGAAUGCCAGUCCAAAUUCAACGAGUUCCACAACAAGCUCAUAGUGUUAACUAUGGACAACGAGCUUGUGAGAGUAUAUCCGCAAGAUAUCCACUUCACAGCCUAUCAGGUCUUGGAAAAAGACUGGAUUGACAACCUAGAGAUCCUUCCGAAUCGUUUCGAUGAAGAAUACCCUGCCAGAACCCGUUUGGUCACCAUACUCCACCAAUUCGUGGCUACUGCCAAUUCCAUGAGGAAAGACUCCCAGGAAUACCUCCGAAUAGCAUAUUCUCGAAUGGUUCACGAUAGUCAAAUGAGACCCAUUUCACUUCCGUCGCUCAUGGAGAUCCACCAGGCUAAGUCACUCGAAAGUUAUUUCCAUCAGGCUGCGAAACUCAUCUCCAUCCACUGGGAGAUGUGCAAGGAUCCAAGCCGUUGGCUUGUUGCCUCGUGUAUUCCAACAUCUCGGUCAACCAACAUUGUUGCACAUCGAUGCUCCAACGAGCUCCCUCCGCUUCCGUUGUAUAUGGCGACGUCAUUGGAUAUUUUCUCGAAUGUGGACCAGUUCCUCCAAUACGAUGAGCUGAAGCUCCUAAACCUCAAUCUGUACAUAGAGGAGCUUUACCAGAGCCAGAAAUCGUUUGACUCACUCUCUGAUGAUAUCAAUAUUUGGUCGGGAAAACAGUACGGACCAGCUUUCAGAACCAUGGUGUAUGCUACGUUCUAUCCACACAACAGAAUCACCAAUAUGCUCUUGAAGAUUGAUAUUUUUGGGAAUAGAGUGAGUCAAUCGACCAUUCAUGAAGUUCUUCGCAAAAUAGGACUAUAUGACAAUCCCGAAAAUCCUCUCACAGAUAUCCUUUUGUCGACAGGUCUACUUGGCAAACCAGCUCGUGCAGCAUUGUCUGUGACUAGCAAAAGUGCAAUUGAGCCUUCCAGUUCCAUAUCAAGCUCUUUGGUGGAUGCACAAGUGGGAAAUUUGAAGGAUCAUUAUCCACAUUUACGUCAUAAAAGAGAGCAUUACCGGAAUAUGGCAGUGUAUGCUCUUCCGGGGCAAAAUGGACAUUCGAAAUUUGCAUUUUCUUUGGACAAAAUCAAUGAAAGAAAGUACUUCAUCAAUAUCCAUGUUCCUGACGUGGCUGCUCAGCUCAGUCCGUCUUCACGGACUUUCGAGACAUGGUCCCAGAACAGUGGAUUGCUCAAUACUAUAAAAGAAUUACUCGACGGAGAUCAAAUCGAGAUUUUUCACGAGAAAGCCAUCGACGCGCUUCUGUUUUCGAAAUUUGCAAAGAAUUCGCUGUCCGGCUUCUUCAGUGUAGGUGACCUAUCAAAUCUUGAAGAUGAUAUCACUUCACCUUGUAUGACAUUGACGUUCGAAUACAACGUAUACAAGAGCAACCCACUACAGAAAAUUGGUGACCUGGUCUUCAUUUCCUUUGACGAGCUCCAUAGAAACCAGAUCAAAUUACUUGACGAGGAGACGUUGGAUAAAACCUUAACUGGGAGGUUACAUCCUCGAAUUAUGGACUCAUUCAGACUAUUCACCAGAACGUCAGAGCCAGACGACUCGAUUGUUUUAGAUGAGUCAGAUCAUUUCAAUAUUAAUUUCAUCUACAACACCAUGACUCGCCAUUUCUUGCAAAGAAAUAGGAAAUGUGCAUCUACACUUGAACCAAAGAAACUCCACAAGAAAAUUCUGAAGAGCACGACCUUUGAUAAGGAAACGUGUUCUGUCGUUUCCAAAAUUCUGCUCCAGUCAAAGGAAGAUGUCUUCAAAACCCAGAAACGGAAUUUCUUUAUCGACGAGCUCCGCAUCUUCGCUGGAGCUAUGGCCGCUGAAUAUUGCCAAUUACGAGACAUUCCAGUGUAUCGAACAAAGCAAUCACUUCUCGAUACCACCGUUCCUCAAAAUAUUGAGGAAGAUGAGGUUCUUAUCACACACGAGAACAUGUUUCUUCCCAAUUUCCACGGCAAUUCAUACUUUCAAACCAUCCUUGGUCGAGACUCAUUAGGAUACGUUUCCACCUCAGCAUACUUCAUCGGAAAUAAUUAUCUAGCGCGGUCUCGACUCCAUGUUGGCAAAGAUAGUCAUAACCUUCCGCUAGGUCUAAGCUCGGGCCAUGUGGACGUCAAUGCAUUGGACUCAGUGGCUGGCUACAUUAAUCAACUUCAAAUCCUCGCAUACCACCAGGCAUCGGAACUGAAGCGCGGCUUUCGUGAGUACUCCAAGCAAUAUGGAGGAUUAAAGAAAUAUGGAUAUCCGCUUCACGGGCCUUUGAGCUCGGAAGUUCUCAAACGGUACAGACAGAGACUUGAAGACUCCGAUUUGGCUGCAAAAUACGUUACAGCUAGACAAAGAGCCUUCUGGACACUUGUGCAUGUGAAACAGCAGGAAGAGCUCAAUGUCAAAUUGGAGUACAAUUGUAUCGUCACCCGUAUGGGUCCUAGCAUAGGUACCCAGGCUACUUUGGCAUGGGCAUUCUGUGAAGAACUCACCAUGGAGAUUCGACUUUAUGUGCGCACUGAUGCAGACAUCUCAAUUGGAUCGCGAGUCAUGGCUGAUAAUAUUUUAUACGUUGAUCCAGAUAGUGGAAUAUGUGUGAUGGAGCACAGGGAGCCAUUCUAG
Molecule: messenger RNA, 2745 nt
Organism: Sungouiella intermedia
Lineage: Eukaryota; Fungi; Ascomycota; Pichiomycetes; Serinales; Metschnikowiaceae
Source: the annotation of a GenBank genome assembly